Molecule: messenger RNA, 1312 nt
Organism: Nelumbo nucifera (sacred lotus)
Lineage: Eukaryota; Viridiplantae; Streptophyta; Magnoliopsida; Proteales; Nelumbonaceae
Product: zinc transporter 5-like
Biological process (GO): zinc ion transmembrane transport
Cellular component (GO): plasma membrane
Molecular function (GO): zinc ion transmembrane transporter activity
Source: RefSeq, a predicted model, not a curated record
CAGUAGUUACUUCGUGCCACACAGCAUUUUCAUUCUCUUGUCUUCUCUUCUCUCUUUUAUCAUCUCACCUCCAUGAAUAAGCUCAAACCCUUUUCAUCCCAGUUCUUCUCAGUCUUCACCCUGCUGCUACUAUUCCUCGCCCCCAUCGUAGCCUCCGGUGAGUGUACAUGCGACCCUGAAGAAAACACCGGACAUGACAAAAGUAAAGCCCUCAAGUACAAAAUUGCAGCAAUUGCAUCCAUCCUGACUGCUAGUGCAAUCGGAGUGUGUAUUCCGGUCCUGGGGAAAACGAUUCCAGCAUUGCAUCCAGAGAAAAAUAUCUUCUUUAUCAUCAAGGCGUUUGCAGCGGGAGUUAUUCUGGCUACUGGGUUUAUUCAUAUACUUCCUGAUGCCUUUGAGCAGUUAACGUCGCCGUGCCUUAAAGGCAAGGCGUGGGAGAAAUUUCCGUUCACUGGUUUUGUUGCAAUGAUGUCUGCAAUCGGAACAUUGAUGAUAGACACUACAGCCACCAGUUACUAUAACAGGUCUCACUUUAACAAGUCUCAGCUGAUGAAUGGAGAUGAAGAAAGGACAGAUGAGCAAGUGAGUCACGUCCAUGUCCAUACCCAUGCCACAUAUGGUCAUGCCCAUGGCUCUGAUUCUACCUCCUCAGAGCUUCUGAGACAUCGAGUCAUCUCACAGGUUUUGGAGUUGGGAAUUGUGGUACACUCUGUGAUCAUUGGGAUUUCCGUGGGGACUUCGGAAGACCCUUCCACAAUAAGGCCUUUGGUUGCAGCUCUGACUUUCCAUCAGUUCUUUGAGGGCAUGGGGCUUGGUGGAUGCAUUACUCAGGCAAAAUUUAAGAACCGAGCCACUGCGAUUAUGAUACUUUUUUUCUCCCUCACUACCCCAGUUGGGAUUGCAAUUGGUAUGGGAAUAACAAAUGUUUAUAACGAGAACAGCCCCACUGCUCUCAUUGUUGAAGGGAUUUUUGACUCUGCCGCAGCUGGGAUCCUGAUUUACAUGGCGCUUGUUGAUCUGCUUGCAGCAGAUUUCAUGAACCCUAGGAUGCAAAGCAAUGGAAAGCUUCAAAUAUUGGCCAAUGCUUCACUUCUCCUAGGGGCUGGUUGUAUGUCUGUCUUAGCUAAAUGGGCCUAAGGAUGUAGUCUAUCUUACAUACCUGUUUUUGUCUUAUCGAAAUUCCUAAUGUAACAGAGAGUUUCACAUGUAAUUCUAUAUUGAAAUUGAAAAAGGGAUGUUCAUAGAAAUUUCCUAUAUCUCACGAUAAAGACAGUACGGAUUCAUAUAUAAAAUGUCAUUUCAAAUGGACCAA